AUGAGCAGUCUCCCAUCCGUCGGUGCCCGCAGGAGCCUCUGUGCACUCGCCAUGGUGGACAGCAUCUACCGGACCCGCUCGCUGGGCAUGGCGGCCAAGGGGCUGCCGAACCAGUACGCCGAUGGCCACGCAGCGCGGAUCUGGCAGCUCUACUUCAGCGACAUGCAAAGUGCACCGCCGAGUACAAGAACUGGCUGGUGUCACUGCUGUGCGCCCAGCGCCGCAACACAGUGCUCAACAUGGACUUCGGCACCGGGUGAGUCACACGGCAGGAGGAGGAGGCGGUGCUGGGUGCUGGAUCAUGACCCAGCUUGA
Messenger RNA from Podarcis lilfordi (Lilford's wall lizard), 315 nucleotides. NCBI's taxonomy places the organism in Eukaryota, Metazoa, Chordata, Lepidosauria, Squamata, Lacertidae. The record is from the annotation of a GenBank genome assembly.